AUGUCUUCAAUGUCCUCCACGGAAAGAACCACCAGGCACACGACCAGCCACCUCUUCCACGUGUCCAUCUUCAGUCAGUCAGCUGCGAACGUUCCGGCAGGACAGUCCGGCUCCUCCGAACCCAGCUGCUAUUUUGGCAAAAGUGCAUUGAUCUUAUAUGUUUCUACAUGGAUCAUCGUCUGUAUCAGUCUUCCUUUGACCCCACUGGCCAUCUACUCACUGUCUUCUCUGAUCAGAAAGGAUCACGGUGCUCCAGUCUACGUCAUCAACCUCCUCAUUUCUGAUCUGGUUCAGCUCCUCUGCAUGAUUGUUUGGGUGGCUAAGAAGAUUAAAUUAGAGACAAAAUUGUGGGAAACUUUCAUGAUCAUUUACUGUUAUUGUCUGGUGUGCAGUGUUGGCUUCAUGGUGUGUAUCUCCCUAGAAAGGUAUUUGCUCAUCGUCUGGCCGCUGUGGUACAGAUUCAGAAGAACCAUCAAGACGUCUGUGGUGGUCUGUGCCCUAGUCUGGAUCCUUCCUCUUGUUUUUCUCCUCCCAUUGUAUUACAGUUUUGGUUUUCUGACCGCACAAGCCAUCGUAGGUGCCUUGCUCCUCCUCCCCCUCCCUCUGUUCAUCUUCUCCCUGGGUGGGACUCUUAAAGCCCUGUCUGCAUCCAUCAGUGUCUCCUCUGAUGAAAAACGAAGAAUUGUUGCAGUUUUGGUCGUAGUGCUGCUUAUUCACACAGUGAUUUUCCUGCCCCCAGUCAUUUUUGCGUUUGUGAUAAAAUUCACAGACAUAAUCAGCAAUGAUCUCCAGCUUGCGUCCAACAUUCUUGUUCAGUUGAGUCCUCUUGCGGACUUGAUUUUGUACAUUUUCAUGAUG
Molecule: messenger RNA, 858 nt
Organism: Mugil cephalus (flathead mullet)
Lineage: Eukaryota; Metazoa; Chordata; Actinopteri; Mugiliformes; Mugilidae
Product: mas-related G-protein coupled receptor member A4-like
Exons: 4
Biological process (GO): positive regulation of Rho protein signal transduction; phospholipase C-activating G protein-coupled receptor signaling pathway
Cellular component (GO): membrane
Molecular function (GO): G protein-coupled receptor activity
Source: RefSeq, a predicted model, not a curated record